Sorex fumeus (smoky shrew) is the source of this 2425-nucleotide messenger RNA. It is a transcript of the gene CDK6, whose product is annotated as cyclin dependent kinase 6. The record is from RefSeq and is a predicted model, not a curated record. Gene Ontology annotation, molecular function: cyclin binding; ATP binding; cyclin-dependent protein serine/threonine kinase activity. Lineage: Eukaryota; Metazoa; Chordata; Mammalia; Eulipotyphla; Soricidae. Gene Ontology annotation, biological process: cell dedifferentiation; regulation of gene expression; signal transduction. The transcript is spliced from 7 exons. Bases 708 to 1688 code for a protein of 326 amino acids. Gene Ontology annotation, cellular component: cyclin-dependent protein kinase holoenzyme complex; nucleus; cytoplasm.
AUUAAGCCGUGACAUUGACGCGCCCGGCGCCUCCCCUCCCCCGCGCUCCCGGCACACUCUGGGCUGCUCGGCACGCCCCCUCCCGUUCCACUGGGUCCCGCGCGGCGCGCUCAUCCCCGAGGGGCCCCUGCAACCUCCCCGCGCGAAGACGGCCCCAGCCUGCAGGGAAAGCAAAGUAACUGCGCUUUUGCCGGAGGAACCAGGAAGGAUUAAGCGGCCUGGGAGAGGGCUGGAGAGCGAGGAGGGUAGCGAUGGGGGCUUCAGGCAGGAGGAGGAGGGGAGUCUGCAGAAUCCCCGAGGAAGGCGCCUGGGAUGUCUGAUUGCACUUUCUUCUUGUCCUCCCGUCUCCUCCUUUAGGUGCAUCGGUUGUGGACUGAGACGUUCUCCGGCAGAGACCAUGUAAUCGCUUGGGUGUCUGCAGAGGUCUGAGCUCGGGCGAGGAAGAGGAGGGAUCGGCUCGCUCUUGGGCGACUCGGCAGGCGGAGUUUCGCGGCGGCGGCGGCGGCACCAGGGUUGUGCCCGCCCGCCUGCGGGGAGGUCGUUCCAUCCAGCCGCGAGAGGAGAGCCGGAGCACCCGAGGGCGGGAGUCGGCGGAGGUGAGGGAGAGCUAGACCGAGCUCCUCCAGCGCCAGGGCACGAGGGAGCCCGGGAGGAGGCGAGCGGCUGUCGCGGACGAUCCGAGUGCGCUCCCCGCCCGCCCCGGCGGCAUGGAGAAGGACGGCCUGAGCCGAGCCGACCAGCAGUAUGAGUGCGUGGCCGAGAUCGGGGAGGGCGCCUAUGGGAAGGUGUUCAAGGCCCGGGACCUGAAGAACGGCGGCCGUUUCGUGGCGCUGAAGCGCGUGCGGGUGCAGACGAGCGAAGAGGGGAUGCCGCUCUCCACCAUCCGCGAGGUGGCGGUGCUGAGGCACCUGGAAACCUUCGAGCACCCCAACGUGGUCAGGCUGUUUGAUGUGUGCACAGUGUCACGAACAGAUAGAGAAACCAAACUAACAUUAGUGUUUGAACAUGUUGAUCAAGACUUGACUACGUAUUUGGAUAAAGUUCCAGAUCCUGGAGUGCCCACUGAAACCAUAAAGGAUAUGAUGUUUCAGCUUCUCCGUGGUCUGGACUUUCUUCAUUCUCACCGAGUAGUGCAUCGUGAUCUGAAACCACAGAACAUUUUGGUGACCAGCAGUGGACAAAUAAAGUUGGCUGACUUUGGUCUUGCCCGCAUCUACAGUUUUCAAAUGGCUCUUACCUCAGUGGUCGUCACGCUGUGGUACAGAGCUCCAGAAGUCUUGCUUCAGUCCAGCUAUGCCACCCCAGUGGAUCUCUGGAGUGUUGGCUGCAUAUUUGCAGAAAUGUUUCGUAGAAAGCCUCUUUUUCGUGGAAGUUCAGAUGUUGACCAACUAGGAAAAAUCUUGGACGUAAUUGGACUCCCAGGAGAAGAAGACUGGCCUAGAGAUGUUGCUCUUCCCCGACAGGCUUUUAAUUCCAAAUCUCCUCAACCAAUUGAGAAGUUUGUAGCAGAUAUUGAUGAACUAGGCAAAGACCUACUGCUGAAGUGCUUAACAUUUAAUCCAGCCAAAAGAAUAUCUGCCUAUGGUGCCCUUUCGCAUCCAUACUUCCAUGACCUGGAGAGGUUCAAGGAGAACCUGGAUUCCCAUCUGCCACCCAGCCAGAACAGCUCAGAGAUGACGACAGUUUGAGGUCCCAGCUGCUACCUCAAGCUGGUCUUCCAGAAAACCCACUGAUGGCUGAUGGGGUCACCCUCGUAAGCCUUACAGAGCUGUUGAGGAUCACUAGCUGGAGACCUUCUAGCUGCCACCUGUCUGCUGGAUGGGCUCUGCUUCUCCAAGGAAACCACCUAGUUUACUGUUUUGAAAUCAAUGCAAGUGUGAUUGCAGCUUUAUGUUUAUUCGUGUGUCUGUUCGUCUAUCUGUUUGUUUCAAGAACCUGGAAAAAUUCCAGAGGAAGAGAAGCUGCUGACAAAUUGUGCUGCCAUUUCAUUUUUCUAAACCUUGAAUGCUGCCAGUGUGAAGUGAGCAAUCCAGGCACAGCUGAGUUAUGAUGUAAUCUCUCUGCAGCUGCCAGAGCCUGAUUUGGUACUUUUGGACUGAGUGUGUGUGUGUGUGUGUGUGUGUGUGUGUGUGUGUGUGUGUGUGUGUUGCUCUCUUAAAGUGUGGCUUUCUGUAAACAACCAGAAUAAUUGACUUGUAAAGAUGCAAAGUGACCGAUAAAUAGCCAGCAUCUGUUGACUGAAGGUGAUUCAACAUAACAGGCUUCUCAAGCUAGAAACUUGAGCCUAUGUCCUGAGCAUUUCUUUUCUGGCCAAAACCAGUAAAAUCAUUAGUAAAAAGCUCACUAGAAGAAGUUUUAUAUGCAACAAAAAGAAAAAAAUUCUAGUAUCUUUCAGGAUUUGGGACUUUUUUGUAAGACCAUUUAC